Penicillium lagena is the source of this 627-nucleotide messenger RNA. RefSeq lists its product as uncharacterized. The transcript has a single exon. The record is from RefSeq and is a predicted model, not a curated record. Lineage: Eukaryota; Fungi; Ascomycota; Eurotiomycetes; Eurotiales; Aspergillaceae. The coding region runs from base 1 to 627 and encodes 208 amino acids.
AUGGCGACACAACACCAACCCUCCCUCCUGCAAUAUGCCCGUUUCCACGGUAUCGCAGUGCCCGCCAAAGAUCCUCUCUCGUAUCUGCGAACGAGCACCUUCUACUCCCGUCCUAUCGACAGAGCACGCGCCAAAGGAGAAUGGUGCCUCGAAUCAGAGAAACUCGAGAUUCGUCGCCCUGAAGCUGCUCUCGUGUCGAGUAUCAUUCGAAGCAAAAACCAGGACGGCCAGAUCAACUGGGAUGCUCUCUUGCCAUCUAAAAAACGCGAUGAUUCCCUCAAACUGGAUCUGCUCCUCACAGCAGAAGCAGAGUCGGUGCUUUCAGCACCAGUAUCUCGUCUGGGCGAUCUCGAUGUGGGAGCGUUGCUUCCUCCUGCUAUCUCUCCGUCUUAUCCCAGGGAGUACCAGGGAAUGAAGGACACAAUUGAUCGAUGUACGGCGCAGAUGAUGUCGGAGAGGCUUGAUUGCAGCAAAGAGGCUCUCGUCUUGAUACCCAGCGGAAGACGGUUGUCCAAGGGGGAUAUAGAAGUGUAUUUUCGAACCAUGAUGUUGCAGAGGCGGGUCAGUAUCUUUUAUCGCUCUCCAUUUGGCAGUUCACUCAUCAGUGGUAUAGCACGACUCAGGUAA